GAAACCGCUGCCCCCCUCAGAACUAACCAAAGACAAUGGUUCACUGUGCAGGCUGCAAAAGGCCGAUCUUGGACCGGUUUUUGUUGAAUGUACUGGACAGGGCUUGGCAUGUGAAGUGUGUUCAGUGCUGUGAAUGUAAAUGCAAUUUGACAGAGAAAUGCUUUUCGCGAGAAGGCAAGCUUUACUGCAAAAACGACUUCUUUCGGUGUUUCGGGACCAAGUGCGCGGGCUGCGCCCAGGGCAUCUCCCCCAGCGACCUGGUCCGCAGGGCGCGGAGCAAAGUGUUCCACUUGAACUGUUUUACGUGUAUGAUGUGUAACAAGCAACUCUCCACCGGCGAGGAGCUCUACAUCAUAGACGAGAACAAGUUUGUCUGCAAAGAAGAUUACCUAAAUAACAGCAAUACUGCCAAAGAAAACAGCCUGCAUUCAGCCACCACCGGCAGUGACCCCAGCCUGUCCCCCGACUCUCAAGACCCCUCCCAGGACGACGCCAAGGACUCGGAAAGCGCCAACGUGUCCGACAAGGAGACGGGCAGCAACGAAAACGACGACCAGAACCUGGGGGCUAAACGGCGGGGACCCCGCACCACCAUCAAAGCCAAACAGCUAGAGACUCUGAAAGCCGCCUUCGCGGCCACCCCAAAACCCACCCGGCACAUCAGGGAGCAGCUGGCACAGGAGACCGGCCUCAACAUGCGGGUCAUCCAGGUUUGGUUCCAGAACCGGCGCUCCAAGGAGCGGCGGAUGAAGCAGCUGAGCGCGCUGGGCGCUCGGAGACACGCGUUCUUCCGCAGCCCGCGCAGGAUGCGGCCGCUCGUGGACCGGCUGGAGCCCGGCGAGCUCAUCCCCAACGGGCCCUUCUCCUUCUACGGAGACUAUCAGAGCGAGUAUUACGGCCCUGGAAGCAAUUACGAUUUCUUCCCGCAAGGACCGCCUUCGUCCCAAGCGCAGACCCCCGUGGAUCUCCCGUUCGUGCCCUCCUCGGGGCCGUCAGGGACCCCGCUGGGGGCCAUGGACCACCCCCUGCCCGGACAUCACCCCUCGAGUGAGGCUCAGCGCUUCACCGACAUCAUGUCGCACCCCCCGGGGGACUCGCCCAGCCCCGAACCCAACCUGCCCGGGUCCUUGCACUCCAUGUCCGCCGAAGUUUUUGGCCCCAGCCCCCCAUUUUCGUCGAUAUCCGUCAACGGUGGUGCUAACUACGGCAAUCACUUGUCCCACCCUCCAGAGAUGAACGAAGCAGCUGUGUGGUAGCUUUAAAACAAACUGGGUCUAAGUAAGUGAUGAUCAUCUAGUCUGCUUAUUGUUAUGGUGUACAGAAAUGAAUUCAUAUAACAUCUCUCCCGCCCUAAGACAAUUUUACCUUGGGAACGAACUGAAUCCAAUCGCUCCAAGGCAAGCUUUGCUCUAGACCAGGACAAUCUCCAUGUUAUGGUUGUAUCAAACAAGCGAGGGGACUUUUUUGUACCAUUGACAAAGAAACUGGGGAAGCUGUACAGUAAAAGUGCUGCCAUUCCGUAGGAUGGCAUAAGUUUGAUUACCCUGUUGGAUGUCAUCCUAAGAGCCACAAUCCUUAGAAACUUCUCGUUUAAAAAAACAAAACAAACAAAAAAAAAUCUAAAAAAUGGUUGAAUGAAGGAGAGGUCAAAGAAAAGGGGAAAAAAAAAGCUUCAAGAACUCUCUAUAGCGUUCCUGGUUAAGGAUGGUUCUGGCAUUAUGAAUCUGUUUGUUCAUUUUUGUCUCUCAGAAAGUUCGACAACAAGAAACUCUUUUUAGCUUCAGCCAUUUCAGCCUGCUGACGAUCAGGUGGGACAACUUUUCCUUUUUCCUUUCUUUUUUUCUUUUCUGUUUUGUUUCGGUUGUUUUGGUUCGUUUUUGUUUUUUUUUUUUUUUUUUCCUUUCCAAAAAUAGCAAAUACUAAAUGUUAAGCCCUCAGCACCAACUCUUCUACCUUCACAAAGCUACACGUACAAAACCUCCUCAUCAUAGCAAAGGUCACCACCCAGACCUCUAACGAAAAUGACUUGAAAAAACAAACAAACAAACAAAAAGUAUUCUACCUUCACAGAGAGAGAAAAGCUAAACAAAAAGACUCUAUUGAACUAAAAACAGUCAACUGUUUACGUCUAAUGUUAAAUUCAGGAGCUCAGUGUUUUACUAAUAAAUCCUGUUUUAGAAAAACCUCUUGUUCAAAAGCAAAAGAUUUUGAGCAGCCAACCAAAAUAGUUCAUUUUCUUUUCUGUAGAUGUUCUAACAGAUUGCAGGGCUUGUGGUUCACUGUGCUAGUUUGUAAAAGGUGUUGUUUACAGAAGGCAAAGAAAAAAAAACCCACAAAACCCAGACAGUUGCCAAAUAAAGUAAAUAUAUAGCACAAAUACUGUAAGGUGCUUUGCACCAGCAACCCAAGAAGGUGUUUAAAAAGUGUUACAAGGUUAAAAAAAAAAAAAAAAAAAGACAAACAAACAUCUUUGCUAAUUUUUAGUCCUGUUGAACAUUCAUGGAAUUGUUAAUAUGACUUAUAUAGACCCACACAGGUUUUAUUUUUGUGUCUUUAAAAUAAAAGUCCAAAAUAUUUAAAUUUUAUGGUCAAAUAUGCAGUCAACAGCUGCUACUUUUUUCUUUAUAUAUUAAAUUUCUCAUAUGUCUUUUAUUGUUCUAAUGAACCUAAGCUUGUGUGACCUCCAGUGCAUAUUAGACCAUUCACUGUAUGAAGGAAAACAUGUUGGAUAAAAUUUGUGCGUUUUUAAUAAAAUUAGAAAAUCUGAUGUUUAGAUAACUUGUGUUUCAUUUGAUGUUUUAAGCAAUUUUUGGAAAUUGAUUCUCUUGAGUGAAAUGACCCACUCUGCUGCUAAUCCUGGGCAGCUCCUUGGCUCUGGUGGGAGUCUAAGCCCUGCUGUCGAUGCAGACAGCGGCCAGAGGCAGCUCCAGCCUUUCUUUCCCUCUCCAGGCUCAGUUGUUGAAGUCCAAAUACCC
This is a messenger RNA of Ficedula albicollis (Collared flycatcher), 2975 nucleotides long. RefSeq names its product LIM homeobox 1 (gene LHX1). The record is from RefSeq and is a predicted model, not a curated record. Gene Ontology annotation, biological process: neuron differentiation; regulation of transcription by RNA polymerase II. The transcript has 5 exons. Bases 36 to 1256 code for a protein of 406 amino acids. Lineage: Eukaryota; Metazoa; Chordata; Aves; Passeriformes; Muscicapidae. Gene Ontology annotation, molecular function: DNA-binding transcription factor activity, RNA polymerase II-specific; RNA polymerase II transcription regulatory region sequence-specific DNA binding. Gene Ontology annotation, cellular component: nucleus.